CACGGAUUGUAUGCAAUGCAGUGCGUACUUUUUUUACGUAAACGUUUCUGCCAUUAAACCGUACGAACCGAUUCGAAAAAAGCGUAAUUUUGAAAAACUCUCACAUAAAAAAAUUAAUUUUUCCAUUUUCUUGGAAAUUUUGGGAGCUGAAAAAAUUUUUGGUGACGCUUAAAGUGAAAAUUCAUCACUUGUGGAUGUGCAAAAGAUUUAAGAGAGGACUUUAAGUGACUUUUUUAUGAAAAAUUCAUUCUGCCCCGCGAAAAAAAUUUCAUCAAUUGAUGACUCAAUAAAAUAAAUUUCAUGAGCGAUAAUGUCCUCAACGGAGCCUGAAACGACAAGUAGUAGCAGUACAAGUGAUGAUAGUAAAAAUGGAAGCAUAAAUAGUUUGAUGAAUGGAAAAAAUCGAAAUAGUGGCAAAAAAAGUCACUCACCCAUAAAGCAACAGAAUGCAACAUCCCAGCAGCAGCAGCAACAACAACAGAAUCCAAAUAGAUGCACUUGGUGUGCGGAGACAAAAACUCCUCUUAAAUAUGUCCUGCCGACACAAAAUGGAAAGAAGGAAUUUUGUAGUGAGACAUGCAUUGCAGAAUUUCGAAAGGCAUACAGUAAGGGAGCAUGCAAAGAAUGUGAUAAUGCGAUAAGAGGAAAUGCACCAAAUCGCGACUUUUGCUCAACAUAUUGUCUUAAUAAAAGCAACAAAAAGAAGGGUAUUACAUCUGGCAAUCAGACACCGACACAAGCACCUUCGACAUCACAAAAUAAAUUACUAAACAAUAACAAUAAUAAUCUUGAGAAUAACAAUAGUAAGCAACAGAAAGGGAGUUCUGUUGAGACAAACAAUAACAAUAAUAACACGAUAAAGGAACAUUAUGCAGUAACAAAAAUUAGUCCAAUGUUUCAAUAUGAGGCGUUUCACGUAUUUGACUGGAGUGAAUAUUUAAAGGAAACUGGAUCAGUACCUGCACCAUCAGAAUGCUUCAAGCAAGCCUUUGCACCACCGAAAAACGAUUUUAAGAUAGGAAUGAAAUUGGAAGCUGUAGAUCCACGUAAUGUUAAUUCAAUAUGUAUUGCGACAGUCGUUGGAGUGUUGGGAUCUCGACUGCGACUAAGGUUGGAUGGCAGUGAUAAUAAAAAUGACUUCUGGCGACUUGUUGAUUCGAGUGAAAUUAAACCGGUUGGCGAUUGCGAGAGGAAUAAAGGAAUGCUACAACCACCGUUAGGUUUUAGAAUGAAUGCUUCAAGUUGGCCUUCAUUUCUAUCGAAAACACUUUAUGGUGCUGAAAUGGCACCUGGUGAAAUCUUUCAACCCGAACCGAAAACACCCAAACGUAAUUUAUUUAAAGUUGGCCAUAAGCUUGAAGCCGUAGAUAAAAAGAAUCCACAAUUAAUUUGCUGUGCAACAGUUGCUGCUGUGAAAGAUAAUGAAAUUCAUGUCACUUUUGAUGGAUGGCGUGGAGCAUUUGAUUAUUGGUGUUGCUAUGAUUCUCGUGACAUCUUUCCCGUCGGCUGGUGUGCAAAAAGUUGUCAUCCAAUGCAACCACCUGGACACAAAGGACGAUUUGAUUCAACAUCAAGUCGACAGCGUCAUGCUAGAGUCAACUAUACACUGGCACAAGAUAAAGAACUGAAAGAAGCAACUCCAGUGACUGCACAUUUUCAUACACAAUGUAAAGCUGGACCAUUUAUAAAUCCUCUCAAACUUCCAGUCAUCCUUACUGGACCAUCACAUCAAUCUCUAGCUAAGCUUUGUAUACAAGAAAUCUUAUCAGCAUGUCGAGACACAAGUCAGCUAUCGCCCGUCUUAUUUAAUAUGGAUGGUGAGGUGCACAUUGUGACAGCAUCAAGUAAAAACUUUACGGUUAAGAUUCCAAUGUUUACUAAAGAGAAAGGCAAUGAAGAGAUGAAAACCUUCCUCGAAUCACUGUUAACAGCAUGUCAUUCAUGUAAAAACUUAAUCACACUAUCACUUGAGCCUGAACAAUGUGAAAAAUGUAGUGAAAAAGUAGAAACAAGUACAUCAUCAUCAAAUGUAACGACAACAUCAUCAACAUCUCAUCAUCAUCAUCAUCAUCACCAACAUACAACGCCCUUGACACCACCAAAAAGGCAGUCGAAAGGAAAUGACUCACCGAUUCCUAAAAGAAAGAAAUUAGUAUUUAAUGAAUCUGAACCAUCAACGCCUGCAACAACUUCAAGCAAUACACCUAUAACAACGGUAACAACAACAUCCACGACCACAUCGGCAACAUCUAAUGUUAAGGAGUCAAAACCGAUUGUAUCGCCAGCUGUAACAAAUGUACAAGAGACAAAAAUAAAGGAGGAACGAGUGACACCGGAACUUCCGACAUUUCCUGAGCCUGAGACACCGCAAUCAGCAGAAAUGCGUGGUGGACGCUCGUCGGAUAUCCGAAGUUCUUCUGAAAUUGAAAUUGACAAGAGCACAGACUGUCCAUCGAGCAGUGCAUCAAGCCCUGGUCCGACAAUUCCUAGCGGGAAUAUUAAUGAUUGGAAGAUUGAGGAUGUUAUUCAGUAUAUCUCAACUGCUGACAGUUCACUAGCUGUACAUGCUGAUUUAUUUAGGAGACAUGAAAUCGACGGCAAAGCACUGCUGCUUCUCAAUUCAGAGAUGAUGAUGAAAUACAUGGACAUAAAAUUAGGACCUGCACUAAAAAUUUGUAAUUUAGUUGAAAAAGUGAAUAGUAAAUCGAAUAGACAUCGACACAUGAGUCAUUGAAUCAAGUAACACUCUCGACAUCCCACAAACAAAAAUUUAAAAAUUUGUGAAAAAAAAAUCUUUAAAUUUUAAAGAAUUUCUAAAUUAUUGUAAAAAGUGAAUCAAUUUUUUUGUCUCGUAAUUUUAAGGAAAAAUUGUUGAUUUUUUUUGUCUCAUUUAAAUAUUUAAAAAAAUGCUUUUCUAUGAUGAAGUCAUUUGGCCGGAUGAUGUAGAUGCACACAGAAUAGAAUGUAAACUUUUUCAUAGCGUACAACAGAAGUAGCAAUAAUUAUUCAGUUUUUCACUACACACAAUAUUCUAAUUAAUCGUUAACAUUUUUGUGGUAUUCCAAUGGACUUAGACUUGGGGAGCUGCUCUUGGGAUGACAAUUUGAAAAUGAUAUUUUGGUUGGGGAAUUUUAUAUUUAUUGAUUUAUUGAGUCAGAUGGGUUUGGAGUUGAGGAAAAUCGAGUAUCUUGAGUCGUUCAUCAAUGAAAUCUAUCAAACAGGUUUGGGAUGAGUCACUUCAGGAGCAUCUUUAGAUAAAGAUCAGGUUUUAGCAUCUAAACUAGUAAACAUGACUGUUGUGCGAAUCCUUGACCUGUAGACAACAAUCUAUGCUAAUGAUUUAAAUACCAGAUUCUGGUGGGAAUCGAACCCACGUUUGCGAUAUUCGAUCUUUUGAAUAACCACUCAGUCACAGUUGAAUUACUCUCGCACUAGUAGAUUCGCCAAUAUAUUGAUCUACACAUGCAAGUAACUUAGAACAAGCUUAGUCAUAGUCGACUAGGUUUAAAAAUUCCAUUGAUUUGAAUUCAAAGUUACAAACCGAAAGUUCCAUCUAGUUUUAGGAAGUCAUGAGCCAAGCUAGAAUUUUUUUAAAAAAAGAAAGUUUUACUAGGCUCAAAGUUUCAUCAGGGGCCGUUCACUUAC
Chironomus riparius is the source of this 3645-nucleotide messenger RNA. The record is from the annotation of a GenBank genome assembly. Lineage: Eukaryota; Metazoa; Arthropoda; Insecta; Diptera; Chironomidae.